Messenger RNA from Erigeron canadensis, 1121 nucleotides. Its product is annotated as stem-specific protein TSJT1-like. Bases 98 to 859 code for a protein of 253 amino acids. NCBI's taxonomy places the organism in Eukaryota, Viridiplantae, Streptophyta, Magnoliopsida, Asterales, Asteraceae. The transcript is spliced from 3 exons. The record is from RefSeq and is a predicted model, not a curated record.
UGGUUUUAACUUCAUCAUCAUAAAUAUAUAACUCAUACACAUAUUUUAUUUAUUAUCAACUUUAAUUCGUACACUCUCAUCUCAAAAUACAAAAAAAAUGUUGGCUAUAUUUCACGAGGCUUUUGCACAUCCGCCACAAGAACUAAACUCACCGUCAUCAAACAAGCAAAAACCAAAACACCCGCAAGAAACACUUCAACAAUUCCUGUCCGUACACCCAAAAAACACAUUUUCAAUGACAUUUGGUGAAUCAGCUGUUCUGGCUUAUGUGAAACAACCAGACACAAAUAAUUACCAAGAACAUUUGUUUGCUGGCUUUGAUGAUAUGUACUGUUUGUUCUUGGGUAGUUUAAAUAACUUGUGUUCACAAAUAAAACAAUAUGGGCUUUCCAAAAAUACAAAUGAGGCCAUGUUUGUGAUUGAAGCGUAUCGUACUUUACGUGAUCGCGGACCUUAUCCUGCUGAUCAAGUUAUUAAAGAUCUUGAUGGUAGCUUUGCUUUUGUUGUUUAUGACAGUAAAACUGGCACUGUUUUCACUGCCCUGGGUUCGGAUGGAGGGAUGAAGUUGUAUUGGGGAAUAGCGGCGGAUGGGUCGGUGGUUAUAUCUGAUGAUUUAGAGGUUAUUAAAACUGGUUGUGCCAAGUCUUUUGCACCAUUCCCUAAAGGGUGUAUGUUUCACAGUGAAGGGGGAUUGAUGAGUUUUGAACAUCCAAUGAACAAGAUCAAAGCAAUGCCAAGGGUGGAUAGUGAAGGGGUCAUGUGUGGGGCUAAUUUCAAAGUCGAUACCUACUCCAGGGUCAACUCUAUUACUCGCCAAGGAAGUGAAACUAAUUGGACUAGUCAAUGGGAUGCGCCAUAAGCUCACUCAAGGAGGACGAAUGGACGAUGACUACCAACCACCCAUCUUAGCUUAAUGUACUUUCGAGGAGAGGAUGGCGGUUCACCAACGGACAUCGACAUGUGCAUCAUCAUGGUCUUCGUCAUAAUCUUACGGAGCAUAUAUAACGCCUCCCGUGAGCUCUACAACUCUACUUCAUGUAUUUCGGUUUUACUACUCUUUGUAUUUUUUAUUUCAAGUAUUGUAAUGUUUUUUUUAAGUAAUGUAAUGUUUUUAUAAUGUC